Molecule: messenger RNA, 1554 nt
Organism: Ascochyta rabiei
Lineage: Eukaryota; Fungi; Ascomycota; Dothideomycetes; Pleosporales; Didymellaceae
Product: Galactokinase
Exons: 3
Coding region: 1-1554 (517 amino acids)
Biological process (GO): carbohydrate phosphorylation; galactose metabolic process
Cellular component (GO): cytoplasm; cytosol
Molecular function (GO): galactokinase activity; ATP binding
Source: RefSeq, a predicted model, not a curated record
AUGUCAGUACCAACAGCGACGUCGCUGCGCGACAUCUACCCCGAAGACGCGGUCCCAGUCGAGACGAAGCGAUGGGAGAAACUCCUCGCAAGGUUCAAGGAGAUCCAUGGCAGGCAGGCAGAGUUCGUUGCUCGUAGCCCUGGGCGAGUCAACAUCAUCGGAGAGCACAUCGACUACUCUCUGUACGAGGUCCUACCCAUGGCCAUCACUGCCGACUUUAUCAUGGCUGUAGCUGUCCGACCCACAGAUGAGAAGCCCCGCAUACGGAUAGCCAACCUCAACUCGGAGAAGUUCCCAACACGAGAGUUUGACAUCCCCGAGGGAGAGAUCCCCAUCGACUCUUCGGAGCACGAGUGGACCAAUUACUUCAAGUCUGGUCUGAAGGGCGUAUCAGAGCUUCUCCAGAAGAAGCGCGGCAAAUUCCAGUCGGUCGGCAUGGACAUCGUCUGCGACGGCACGGUACCCAGCGGUGGAGGCUUGUCCAGUUCAGCAUCGGUCGUCUGCACAAGUGCGCUUGCUGUACUGGCAGCCAACGGCGAGGACAGCGUUGACAAGAAAGAGCUCUGUGAGCUUGCCAUUGUGUCUGAGCGUGCCGUUGGUGUAAACUCGGGAGGCAUGGACCAAGCAGCGUCCGUAUUCUCUCUCCGCGGUUCAGCCCUCUACGUCUCGUUCAAGCCCAGCCUCGACUACACCAACAUCGAGUUCCCCACAACCGACCCUGAGCUCACCUUUGUGACCGCCCAGAGCUUCGUAGCAGCCGACAAGCAUGUCACCGCCCCUGUGUGCUACAACCUGCGCGUCGUCGAAUGCACACUUGCCGCUGCAUUCUUGGCCAAGGCUUUCGGGUUGAAGAAGGAUCUGCCAACAGACUCCUCGCCACUGGGUGUCAGCUUGCGUGGCUUCCACGAUACGUACUUUGAGGAGAAGGAGGGCGUUUCAGACAACACAAAGACAUCUGUCUCCGACUUCGAAACACAACUGCACAAGCUCGUCCAACACACAGAAGACUACCUCACACAAGAAGAAGGCUACACAAGGUCUGACAUCUGCGCCCUCCUUGGCGUCUCCGAAGACGAGCUCAACCAGCGCUACAUGUCCAAAUUCCCAGUCCGCGCAGAGAGAUUCAUGCUCCGCCAGCGCGCCCUCCACGUCUUCACAGAAGCUCUGCGCGUCAUCAAGUUCCGCUCCCUCCUAUCUUCCCCACCCUCCACAGACCAAGCCUACCUCCAGUCGCUAGGCGACCUUAUGAACACAACCCAAGACUCGUGCCGCGACAUCUACGACUGCAGCUGUCCUGAGCUUGACGAACUGUGCCAACUAGCACGCGCCGCCGGCGCUACGGGAAGCAGACUCACCGGUGCCGGGUGGGGAGGUUGCAGUGUGCACCUCGUGCCCAAGGACAAGGUCGAGGCCGUCAAGAAGGCGUGGGAGGAGAAAUACUACCGCAAGAAGUUCCCGGACAUCACCGAGGAGAAGCUGGCGCAGGCCGUGGUUGUCAGCAAGCCCGGAAGUGGCAGCGUGGUUUUCAAAAUCUCCGGCGGCUCGCUCGUCUAG